This is a messenger RNA of Trachymyrmex cornetzi, 995 nucleotides long. RefSeq names its product proteasome alpha7 subunit (gene Prosalpha7). Gene Ontology annotation, cellular component: proteasome core complex, alpha-subunit complex; proteasome core complex. Bases 169 to 933 code for a protein of 254 amino acids. The transcript has 4 exons. The record is from RefSeq and is a predicted model, not a curated record. Lineage: Eukaryota; Metazoa; Arthropoda; Insecta; Hymenoptera; Formicidae. Gene Ontology annotation, biological process: ubiquitin-dependent protein catabolic process.
CUAACCUCAAAGUCGCGGUGACGUAUGCGAGACGCGGUGCGACAGUGACGGGUGAUUACUGUAGAUGCUGACUCGUUUGAUUUUCGCCAGGUCACGUCUCAUCGAACGCGUAAACAAUUUUUCAUUUUUCGACUGCUAACAUCGCUUCUUAUACGUUUUCUCUGAAAGAUGAGUUCUAUAGGCACAGGAUACGACUUGUCCGCCUCGCAAUUUUCGCCGGACGGACGUGUAUUUCAAGUGGAAUACGCGCAUAAAGCCGUAGAAAAUGGAGGGACAGUUAUUGGUUUACGAGGGAAGGAUGGCAUAGUAUUUGCUAUCGAAAAGAUAGUAACGUCGAAGCUCUAUGAACCGGGUGCUAAUAAACGAAUAUUUAACAUAGAUCAACACGUUGGUAUGGCAGUCUCUGGUAUAAUAUCGGAUGCGAGACAGAUCGCAGAGACUGCAAGAUCAGAGGCUGCUAGUUACAGGGCACAGUACGGAGUCGGUAUUCCAUUAAAGUAUUUAAACGAAAGAGUUUCUAUGUAUAUGCAUGCAUAUACCUUGUAUUCUGCUGUACGUCCGUAUGGUUGCUCUGUCCUGCUCAGUGCUUAUGAGACAGAUGGUCCAAUAUUGUAUAUGAUUGAUCCAUCAGGAGUAUCGUAUGGUUAUUAUGGCUGUGCAGUGGGUAAAGCAAAACAGUCAGCUAAGACGGAAAUUGAAAAAUUGAAAUUAUCAGAAAUGACUUGUAAAGAUUUAGUUAAAGAAGCUGCUCGUAUUAUCUAUCUUGUCCACGAUGAACUUAAGGAUAAACAAUUCGAAUUGGAAAUGAGUUGGGUUGGUGCACAUACUAAAGGAAUUCAUCAACGUGUGCCGGCAGAUUUAAAAACUGAAGCCGAAACAAAGGCACGACAGGCAAUGGCAGAAGAUUCGGACAGUGAUACCGAAGAUAUGUAAAAUGAUAUAUAAAUACUGCCGUGAAAAUUCUUUAUAUUGUAAGCGAUAAUAUUAAAUAUAAC